Molecule: messenger RNA, 1038 nt
Organism: Cladocopium goreaui
Lineage: Eukaryota; Dinophyceae; Suessiales; Symbiodiniaceae
Source: the annotation of a GenBank genome assembly
AUGUCGGCCCAGGAUCAAUGGUUCUAUGCCUUGAGCCUCUUGUCGCUGGCAUCUUGCAACCGAGCCGCAGAUGCCAUUGGCUACAGCAGCACCAUCAGCGCGGUUGGGAAGGCGAGCUGGACAACAGCUUUGAUCCUCUUGAAGGAGCUCCAGGACUCGGAGCUUUUCGUCCUGGACGUCGUCGCGGUGAAUGCCAGCAUCACCGCGAUGGCUCGCAGCAACCAGUGGCAACGUGCACUGAGUUUGCUCCAGAUCCUGCGAUCCCCGAAGUUUCAGCUGCAUGUUGCGUCCUUCAAUGCAUGCAUCAGCGCGUGUGAAGCCAACGGCUUCUGGCAGCAUGCCAUCACAUUGUUAGAGGAUUUGUGCCAACAGAAACUGACCCCAGAUGUCAUCACCUACUGCUCUCUCAUCAGCGUCUGUGAGAAGGGCCGGCAAUGGCGAGUGGCCUGCUGCUUUCUGCAGUUACUGAGUUCCCCAAACGUCAUCGCCUUCAGUGCUGCAAUUAGCUCGGCGGAGAAAGCACUGCAGUGGACCAUUGCCCUCCGUUUGCUUCAGCAGAUGCGAGAGAUGAGGCUCUUCAACUUGGUGGCCUUCAAUGCUGCAAUCAGUGCUUGCGAGAAAUGUGGCGAGUGGCCACAGGCCUUGGCCCUGCUACGAAGCAUGGCUCAUCUGCGCCUGCGAGCUGAUGCCAUCACGUUCUCCUCGGCCAUCAGCGCGAUGGCCACGGGGGAGCAGUGGGCCAUUGCAGUUGAUCUUUUGCACAGCCUUCGGUUGUCAGAGGCCCGUCCGAAUCUCAUCAUUUACAAUGCGGCUCUUUGUGCCUGUGGUGCUGCAGCUCAAAACGCCUGGGCGCUGCGACUGUUUGGACUGCUGCAGGAGGAUUCGCUGCAGCCAGAUGUGGUCACCUACUGUUCCACCGUGCUGGCCACGACGCUUCCGGCCAUGCUCCUGCAGCGCUUGGCGACGGUGCAGGGCCUGAGUCUCCAGGAAUUGCGCGAGACGAAAAAAAGGAGGACAUUGUUUCCUCAGGAGUCCUGA